AUGGCAAAGCAAGCAUGGUACACCAUUACAUCUGAGACCAUCAAACAUUGCUGGGAUCACACCGAAAUUCAACCUGAUCCAGCAGUCAGUCUAGACUCGAGGCCGCAUGUCAAUCCUGCCACUUGGAAUAUUGUCCACAAGUUUGCAACCACCAAAAUGUCCCUUCCCAUGGUGGAAAAUGACUUGAAGGCUCAUCUUCAUGAACACUAUGUCGAUUCUGAUUGUGACACAGAUAUUGCCUUGAAUGCUGUCAAUGCACUUGCCGAAGCUGCAUUUUGUUGUACUGGACUUAAAAUUUGUAUUCCCACGCAUCCACAGCAAGUUGCAGCUGACCAACUUUCAUCCAUCGAAGCUGACCUUAUGCAAUCAGUUAAUGAUCUCAAGGCACACAAUCACAUUUUCGGUCAAUUGCCAACUCUCGAGGAACUUUUGGACCCUACUGAGGAGAGAGAAGUGGGAGAAUACCCUGCAUUUGAAGGUGGUGACAAAGCCAUUGCAGAUGAGUGGCCACAUCAAUCACAUGGACAAAUCUUCUCAGCAACUUGAAGUUGGAUGCAUGCAAUAUGGUGAUCCACAGUUUUCACUCAACUUAUCAUCACAACUUCACCUCCCUAGAACAAUUUUUCGCCAUAUAAUUAGCAGAUACUCUAGGUAAUUUGAUGUCACACUUUGGCGGAGGUCACAUUGUGUCAUGAGAAUGU
This is a messenger RNA of Suillus bovinus, 701 nucleotides long. RefSeq lists its product as uncharacterized. The transcript has 5 exons. Lineage: Eukaryota; Fungi; Basidiomycota; Agaricomycetes; Boletales; Suillaceae. Bases 1 to 546 code for a protein of 181 amino acids. The record is from RefSeq and is a predicted model, not a curated record.